UCUCGGGCGGGCGGAGCCCAGGCCGUGCCACCUCGUUUCCAGGCGCACUCUUCGCUGUGCCCCUUGCCCGCCGACGCGGCUCGGUAGGGUCCGGCACUGCCCACCCAAGAGAGCCCGCGCACCACGUCAGCCCACUCGCAGCCCGUCCCACAAGCCAGGCACCUGUACCAGGUAUGAAGAAGAGCUCAUUCCCAGCCACAUUCCAAGCCUCUGGCUCUGUCACGGAGCCCACUGAAUCCACUAGUAACAGAAUUGAAAACUAAACAUCAUGAAUGUCUCAGCAUUAGGAGGUAAUGGAAAAGGGAAACCUUUGUCAUCUGGUGAAGAGGAGCGCAAUAAUGUCCUAAAACAAAUGAAAGUACGAACUACACUGAAGGGUGACAAGAGCUGGAUCAUCAAGCAUGAAGACUCAGAGGACCAUACUAUACAGCUUCCCUCCAGACAAAACCAUACCACAUCAUCAUCAGUUGGAGAGGUCUCAAAUGCCAGGUCUCCAAAUACAAAGGCUCCCGCUGGUUACAUCAUCCGGGGAGUGUUCACCAGAACAAUAGACAGCUCUUCUCACUAUCAGCAGCACCUCUCUAAGAGCAAUGAAGCGCCGAGAAGUGCUUCUGAACUGCUGGGAACAGCUAAUUCUGGUCGUCCUCAUCAGUCCUCUGGUUAUAAGAUGACUACAGAAGAUUAUAAGAAGUUGGCACCGUACAAUGUCAGGCACAGCUCCACAUCAGGGACUGAGGAGGAGGAGGUGCCCUUCAUCUCAGAUGAACAGAAAUGGCGGUCACAAGCUGCAAGUGGAGUUCUGAGGAAGACAGCCCCACGGGAGCACUCUUAUGUCCUCUCAGCAGUUAAGAAGAGCACUAGUAGUCCUACUCAAGAGGUGCAGGCCCCAUUUAUUGCAAAGAGGGUUGAUGUGAUUGAUGAAGAUGUGCCUCCUCAGAAAACACAGGAGCCACCUGCUCUGGCAAGACCUAUUUCUGGCUUAAGCAGUGUGGAUGGAAGCAAAACCCAAGUGUCUCAAGCAAUUCAAAUUGAGUGCAUGCCAAGUGUACCCAGCCCCUCUAGAAUUCAGGAACCCAGGUCUUCCCACAAAAACAAUGAAGUAUCAUGCUCUGAAGAAUACAAAAGAGAUUCAGCUUGUGAGGAUAAAUUUAAGAAUUACAACACAAAUUCUGAAAGUAUCAGAUCAGCUGCACAGUUGAAUGAUGGCAAUGAGCAACCAGGAGCCACAGAAUCCCCACCAGGCAUUGGCAUGGAGAAAAAAGGCCCCUCAGCUGAUUGUGAGAAGAAUGUGGCCCCCAAGACCAUCGAGGCCUGUCAGGAGACAGAUGGAGCUACAGAAGGUAGCCAGAGAGACCCAGCAAUGGCCACUCAACACUCUGCAGAUCCCAGCACCCCAGAGCUGGAGAGCAGCCCCGGUGUACCCAAUCAGGUCAUCAAACUUGAGGCCUGUGUCAGCAGCACUCCAGUUGCUUGCAAGGAGAAUAAUGCAGCCCCCAAGAUCAGUGAGGCCUGGCAGGAGACACCUGAGCCCCCACGAGGCUACCAAGGACACCAAGCUGUGGCUACUCAACAACUUGCAGAUCCCAGCACCCCAGAGCCACAGAGCAGCCCCAGCAGAUCUGAGCAGCAAACCAAACUGGGCAAUAGUACAAACAAGCUGAAAGGCCCUUCAAGCUGCACGGUCACUAUUAAUGUUGCUACCACCUCUGAACAGACUCACUUGCAUAUUCCAGCUGCCUCAAGUGAGCUGGACUUCAGCUCAACUGUUUCCAGCAGCAUUAAGGACUCAUUGAACCUGGAGAAGAAACCCCCAUGUGAAGGCACUCCACCCUCUGAGAGACCAACUGAAGGGGUCUGUACUUACUGUAGCCAUGAGAUCCGAGACUGUCCAAAGAUUACCCUUGAGCAUCUUGGCAUCUGCUGCCAUGAGUACUGUUUUAAGUGUGGGAUUUGCAAUAAACCCAUGGGUGAUCUCCUAGAUCAGAUCUUCAUUCACCGUGACACCAUCCACUGUGGGAAAUGCUAUGAAAAGCUCUUCUAGGCUGAACAGAAGCUGAUGAGCCCCAGAUGUAUUUGGCUGUCCAGUUGCCCACAAAUUGUUGGUUCUUCCCUUACAUCCUCCCUUACCUGGUUUCACUGUACUUCUGCCCACCUUGUACUGAAAUAACACAUCUAGUAUUGUAUCUCAAUGAUGUUAUAAUUACACAUGUAUAGCCUUUUAUACCUUAGAAAGUCAAAUCCAUAGCUUAGUUGCUCCCAGGAUGAAGGACUCCACUUUGACUUCCCUAAGAUAUGUUGGCUUUCUAAUGAGUGCAGAUGACCUGGUAUGCUAGACAUGGGCACAAGUGUAGGUAUCAGUGUACGCAGACUUUUGGAGGCUUCUGAGGGGCCAAACCAAAUGUUGUUGACGAUCUCUAGUAGGGAAAUUAUAGGCAAUGAAUGCUAAGGGUUGGCAAUAGGCUAAUCACUGUGUGUGUGUAUGUGUGUAUGUAUUUUUGAUUUCUCAUACAAUUCUUAAAAUAGUUGUUUUUGAUUGAAUUGUGUAGCAGAUUUAAAUGACCUCUUCCCAUUCUCCUUUGAGUUUUUCCAGUCAGGUAUGUCAGUACACAUUGGAAAGUUUACCCAGGUUUAAAUUUGACAAGAUACAAUAUUAGGAGGCUUCUAACAAAAGGGAUAUCUGUGUCUGUUUGAAUUUUAAUAGCUUCAAGUCUUUACCCUCAGUAUCCCAUUUUCUAGACUUUACAUAGAAAUUUUCUGAACUGAUUUUAGGCUGUGUAGAUCCCAAAAGAGUAAAGAAGAAAACAGAUAAAGUUUCUUGAAACCUCACCACACACCAGGCAUUACCACAAGGUACUGGCUUUUAAUCUCUUUAAUAGUCUCUAAAAUAGUCUCAUUGCAGAAAUGAAGAUAGUAAUGCUCAGAGAAGUGGGAAGAAUCCUGUAGAACCACUGUUGUAUCUCUCUGGAGCCUAUACUUUUUCCAGAAGCAAUAACCAUCAUGACACUGACCUAGUAUUGAGCAUGUGCCAGGCACUGUAUGGAGGGUCCCUACUAUAAAAUACUGCCCUGAGAAAUGGGAAAAGUGUGAAAUUCACUCCAUCUCUGGGCUUCUUGGAUCCCUCCUUGAAGCACUACAGUAAUCUAAUUGACAUCCAGUGAAAGGUUCAGUAGGCUCUCUGCCCUAAGCACACAGUGACCUGUUUUCUAGUCCUGACUGUUUCAAACCAACAUCAACUUCUAGGUCCCCAGGUACUCAAAGUGCUAAAAGCUGAUGUUUAGCAGAGCAGAGGCAGGUUCAUCCUUGCAGUCUGCUAAUAUGCUGCUCUGAUUCAACUUCACUUUGCUGCCUUUAUAUUGGUGAAAUUAUUAAGGCCACUCCACGUAGUUAAAAGGGAG
Onychomys torridus (southern grasshopper mouse) is the source of this 3395-nucleotide messenger RNA. RefSeq names its product zinc finger protein 185 with LIM domain (gene Znf185). The record is from RefSeq and is a predicted model, not a curated record. The transcript has 22 exons. The coding region runs from base 269 to 2041 and encodes 590 amino acids. Lineage: Eukaryota; Metazoa; Chordata; Mammalia; Rodentia; Cricetidae.